CUCAGUAACAAUAGCCAGAGCGAGACCCACCACUUUGCCAUCACUCAAUAUUGCUUCCAAUCCCGGAUUUGUUGGGGUGGGGAGGGGGGGAGGGUGAGAGGGGAAGAGGAAGGAAAGGUGGGUUGGGGGGAGGGGUCACCAGUUCUCAUUUCCUCUCUCCGGCCGCCCCCGCCCCUCAAGCGCAGGGGGCUCAACCCUUUCCUUCCCUACACCAGGGUGCCGACCUUCCCUUCUCUUCGGCUCUGUCCCCAGCCCAGGGACAGUUGCUUGUGAUAACACAGUGCCUUGGCUAUGUACACUUCAAAUCCAAGUUCUCUGCCAGAGGUUAUAAGAAGAAUGAUCACUUGUCAAAAUAAAUGACUGCAAACAAGAAAAACGGACCACUGAAAGAAAACAAAGUCUUAAAUAUAAGCCUGGCUUAUGAAAAAACAAAGAUUGCACCAUUUGGCUUAGAAUGGGUACUACCAAUGAUGAAAUUGCUUCUAUGGAACAGAACUCUUCCUUAAAUCCUUUGUGUUUUGAAUGUGGUCAGCAACAUUGGACCAGAGAAAAUCAUUUAUACAAUUAUCAGAAUGAGGUGGAUGAUGAUCUGGUCUGUCAUAUUUGCCUUCAGCCCCUGCUACAGCCAUUAGAUACCCCUUGUGGACACACAUUCUGCUACAAGUGCCUAAGGAACUUUUUACAGGAGAAAGAUUUCUGUCCACUGGAUCGGAAAAGACUCCAUUUUAAGCUGUGUAAGAAAUCCAGUAUUCUGGUUCAUAAGCUCUUAGAUAAACUGUUGGUUUUAUGUCCCUUUUCUUCAGUAUGCCAAGAUGUAAUGCAGCGUUGUGACCUAGAGGCACAUCUUAAAAACAGAUGUCCUGGAGCUUCCCGUCGGAGAGUUGCUCUAGAGAGAAGGAAAACUAGCAAAUUAAAAACUGAAAUUGAGAAUGAAAAUGGAUCCAAUGUAACAGAUCACCCAGGUACUUCAUCGCCAGACAAUAUUGGGAUAGGAACAGUGCCAACAGAGCGGAACUUGACAUCAACGUCUCUUCCUAUGUGGACAGAUGAGCCUGGCCUUGACAACCCUGCAUUUGAGGAAAACACAGUAGCAGACACUUCACAACCACCACCUAGUUUACCAGAAGGGGAGAUUACAACAAUUGAAAUUCAUCGAUCUAAUCCUUACAUUGAAUUGGGUAUUAGUAUUGUUGGUGGCAAUGAAACACCUUUGAUCAACAUUGUUAUCCAAGAAGUUUAUAGAGAUGGCAUAAUUGCAAGAGAUGGAAGACUCCUUGCUGGGGACCAGAUACUUCAGGUCAACAACUUUGACAUCAGCAAUGUGUCUCAUAAUUAUGCCAGAGCUGUUCUUUCCCAGCCUUGCAGUGUGCUGCACCUUACUGUGCUUCGGGAGAGGCGUUUUGGCAGUCGAACCUAUAACCAUUCUGAUAAUAAUUCCUUACGAGAAGAGAGCUUCCAUGUGAUCCUUCAUAAGCGGGAUUCUAAUGAACAGCUUGGAAUUAAAUUAGUACGAAGAACAGAUGAGCCAGGAGUUUUUAUUCUUGAUCUGUUGGAAGGAGGACUGGCAGCCCAGGAUGGCAGACUCAGUAGCAAUGACCGAGUACUUGCCAUCAAUGGACAUGAUCUGAAACAUGGAACACCUGAACUUGCUGCUCAGAUUAUCCAGGCUAGUGGAGAGAGAGUGAAUUUAACAAUUUCGAGACCAGGGAAACCACAGACCAACAGUACUAACAGGGAACCAGGAACUCAUAGCAGCAGCCAGCACCAGGCACAGCAACUGUAUCAUAGCAGACCCAGCUCACAUAAGGAUCUUUCUCAAUGUGUAACAUGCCAAGAAAAGCACAUUACUGUGAAGAAGGAACCACAUGAAUCCCUUGGAAUGACAGUAGCUGGAGGAAGGGGAAGUAAGAGUGGUGAAUUGCCAAUUUUUGUGACCAGUGUACCACCUCAUGGCUGUCUUGCAAGAGAUGGCAGAAUUAAACGAGGUGAUGUGUUGCUGAACAUCAAUGGCAUUGAUUUGACUGAUUUAAGUCAUAGUGAGGCAGUUGCUGUGUUGAAAGCCAGUGCUGCUUCCCCAGCUGUUACUCUCAAAGCUCUAGAAGUCCAGAUUGUUGAAGAACAGACCCAGCCCAAUGAAGAACAACCAAGUACAAUCAGUGAAAAUGAGUAUGAUGCCAGUUGGUCGCCAUCAUGGAUCAUGUGGCUUGGACUUCCAAGUGUUCUUCAUAGUUUCCAUGAUGUUGUUCUACGAAGAAGCAACUUGGGAAGUUGGGGUUUUAGUAUUGUUGGUGGAUAUGAAGAAAACCACACAAAUCAACCUUUUUUCAUUAAAACAAUCGUCCUGGGAACCCCAGCUUACUAUGAUGGAAGAUUAAAGUGUGGUGACAUGAUUAUUGCUGUGAAUGGGCUGUCUACUCUGGGUAUGAGCCAUUCAGCACUCGUUCCCAUGCUGAAGGAGCAAAGGAACAAGGUUACUCUGACGGUUAUUUGUUGGCCUGGAAGCCUUGUAUAGAUUUGUGACGUUAGUUCUACUUCAGGAAUCUUCCAUUCUCGCAGUUUCUAAAGAAACACUUUGUUUUGUAUUUGUGUUUUUUUCCCCCUAAGUCAUUGACACAGCUAGUGAUAAGCAAAGCCCAGAACUGCUAUUUUGGAUGAUUUUUAUUUAUCUUUUAUUUUAAUUUAAAGAACUUGCUUCACCUUCCCACAUUUGUUUUUCAGCUUAAAAAACAAAACAAAACACUAGUUCCACUAAACACUAGUUUAUUUUCUAAAAUUUCACACUUUCAAGAGAUAGAUUGUGGCCUUUAACUGUGAACGAAACCUUCCCAAGAUUUGGACAUAACCAAUUGCAUCAUAGAAUUUUUAAAUUUCUUUUUGCUGUUUUAAAAAAUAAAUUGUAAAAUAUAUCUAUUUGUCUUUAUGGUGAAGAUUCACAUCAGUCAUACUUAACAAAACUAUAAAUGCUGUGUCAUUUGUUAGAAUCAGUAUUGUGAAGGGACAUAAUUUUUGUCAACACCAAUUUCCUAAUUUCAUUGGUGCCAACAUUUCAAAGAUUGGUCUUAUUAAGUGGAUUUCUAGGCCCACUUAUUUCUACUUCACUCUGUUGGUGUUCAGAAUGAAGAAGAUACAGGCCUUGUAAUACUAAAGAGUUUUUUUUAAUAAUGUGCAAUAUGUGGAAUAGUAGAAAAUAAUUAGGGGAUAUUAUGCUCACUAAUGAAAAAGAAAUUAACAAAUAAAUAUAGGUUUAGUUGUAGUAGAAGUUGUGUUUAAGCUAAAAACCAAAACCUUUAGUAGGUAACUUUCCCCAAAAAAUGAUUUAUUACAUAGGAAAAUUUUGAUGAAAACAUUUUUGCUAUAAUUAUUUCUAGAAUUUAUAUUAGUUAUCAGUAACCUAAUGAAGAAACAUUUUUGUGACUUAAGUAAUUAAACACAGUUGAACUUUCUUAAAGAGAAAGUACAUUUAUAAAAGCAUAUGCCACAGUUAAGUGAAAGAGAUUAUUUCAUUUUAAUCUAAUUGAAUCCUGAGUGAGUUUUUCCUAUUUAUUCAUUAAACUAAAAAAUUAAAUAAUAUAAAAGACCAGAUAGACCUGCCAUGGACCUGAGUUUUAUGAGAUUUUUUGUUGUUAAAAUCUUUCAGAUAUUGAACCUGAGACUUUUAUUUCAUUAAGUUUUUUAAUUGACUAUAAAAAUACAGCUAACUUUUUUCUUUUAUACAACAUAGAUAUCCUUUGAAGAAAUAUAUAAAAUGGUGUGCUAAGUAGGAAAUAAACCCUUUACAUUUGUUAAUGUUAUACAUACUUGAAAAAGAGUUUCAAUUAGAAACUUAGUUCAGAACCUGAGCUAAUUUACAAGUGACCUCUGUAUUGUAAUGAAUGGUAUUAAUUAUCAGAGAAUGUAUUUCAAAAUUGCUACAGUACAUCGUGAAGCAUGAACCGAAUUUUUUAAGUUCAGCAAUUACAUUGCUGGGGUAUAAACUCUCUAUAGUAUACAACUGAUUAUUCUAGCUACUUUUGAAAUAAUUUUUAAAAAUCUAUUUGGCGCCAAUAAAUUGCCAUUAUCUCAUUCAUCACUAUAGUGGCCCUGGUCAGCACAUAUCCAGGAAACAACACAAUGUUCCUCUCAUACAGUAUAUUACUGUUGCAUGAUUAUUGGCUUUUGAAGCAAUCUAAUAGUGAAAUACUUUGAUAUUCUAUUUGACAUGCAACAAGUUUCUUCUUGCUUCCCAAAAUAGAAUUUUGUAAUCUACUUUGCAUUUUUUUUUUUAACAUUUUAUAAAAAUAAGUCAUCUCUUGGGGGAAUUGCUACCAGCCAGUAUCUUGACAUAAGCUUUACCAGAUGUAAAGUGCUACAGGUUAACUAGAUGAUAUAGGUUUUAGUAUCUUGAGAGGAAAAAAAAAAAAAAAAGAAUCUUUUCCAGCAUUUUUUUAUCACAAAAAAUAUAUAUUCUGUCUUGCACAAUAGAUAUUAUUGCAAAAGAUGUAGCUUUUGUUUAGAAUGAUAUUUGGUGAUGGAAACUUGUUCAUAAUUUAUUCUCAUCACUCAAAGUAUCUCUUUCCCCUUUAAGAUCUUGUAGUUAGAUAUUUUUGUUUGUUCUUCUGUGCCUUCAGUUUAAAUUAUUUCAAGAUUUUUCAAAUGUUCUUAAAUAAUGGUGUGAUGAUUUCCAUUAAGGAUGGAAAUAAAAGUCAUCUUGCUCAUA
Molecule: messenger RNA, 4696 nt
Organism: Sarcophilus harrisii (Tasmanian devil)
Lineage: Eukaryota; Metazoa; Chordata; Mammalia; Dasyuromorphia; Dasyuridae
Gene: LNX2
Product: ligand of numb-protein X 2
Exons: 11
Coding region: 455-2512 (685 amino acids)
Molecular function (GO): ubiquitin-protein transferase activity; protein binding
Source: RefSeq, a predicted model, not a curated record